UUACCGAUAAAUUUGACGCCGAAUGGAAAAAAGAAACUCAAAAAAUUGCGAUGGGAAAGAAUCCAUCUUUAUUAAAAGCUCUAUGCAGGGUUUUGUGGACUAGAUAUUGCUUGGCUGGUGUUUGUAGAUUUUUUAGUGAUACAUUAUUGGUUACUUCACCUUUGAUAUUAAAGUUAAUAUUAAACUUUGUCUCUGACGCAUACUUUGCCAACUUUUCUAACGGUGUGCAACCCCAUGCACAUGUUGGCUACCUAUUAAUCAUUGCCUUGUUUUUAAUGCAAUUGUGUGGUAACCUUUUAUUAAACUUUUAUUUUUAUUGUGGAGCGGAAACCGGUUUUCUCUCUCGCACUAUUCUCAUAACUGCUAUCUAUCGGAAAGCUUUAGUCUUAAGUGGAAAAGCAAGAAGCUUAUUUACCAAUGGAAAAAUCACUAAUCUAAUGUCUACUGAUACUUCGCGUAUAGACUUUGCAUGCUGUUAUUUUCAUCUAAUUUGGGCUAUUCCUGUUCAAUGUUGUAUUGCAUUAGGUUUGUUAAUAUUUAAUAUUGGUCCAUCUGCAUUAGCUGGUUUUGCUUUAUUAGCAUUAGUGAGUCCCAUGCAAGGAAUAGUUAUGUCAUUGUUAGUACGUAUCAGGGCUAAAGUUGCUGGUGUUACUGAUGAACGGGUAAAGUUAACUCGGGAGAUUUUGUUAGGGAUUAGAGUUAUUAAAUAUUAUGCUUGGGAAGAUAGUUUUAUUGAUGCUCUUAACAAAUUAAGAAACAAAGAGAUUAGUUUGGUUAGAUUUCUAUUAGUUAUUAAAAAUACUAUUAAUGGUGUUUCAACG
This is a messenger RNA of Racocetra persica, 821 nucleotides long. The record is from the annotation of a GenBank genome assembly. NCBI's taxonomy places the organism in Eukaryota, Fungi, Glomeromycota, Glomeromycetes, Diversisporales, Gigasporaceae.